Cydia pomonella (codling moth) is the source of this 1984-nucleotide messenger RNA. RefSeq lists its product as uncharacterized. The record is from RefSeq and is a predicted model, not a curated record. NCBI's taxonomy places the organism in Eukaryota, Metazoa, Arthropoda, Insecta, Lepidoptera, Tortricidae. Bases 540 to 1889 code for a protein of 449 amino acids. The transcript is spliced from 2 exons.
AAGGGAUAAACUUUAGAUUAAAGGCCGUCGAUUAUAAAGCUCAUAUUUUUUUGUUAGAUAGUUUAGAUAACAAGAGAGCUUUUCACCAAUUUUCACGUGCAGAAAACUUAUAGUUUUCGAGAUAUAAAUUUUCAAAGUUUUUAUACAAAAUGGAAUUGCAUCAUGUAAUUUAACCACGAUCACUUGAUAUUUCGAAUGUCUAAGUUGUCAUUUUACAUUGUGUUUAGUGUCUACUGUGAUGUUUGUUUUGCUAAUUGGUAAAAAAUGUGUUUUAUUUUAUUAUUUCUCAUUUCAGAAUUGUUGUUUUAUUUAUUAUGCAAAAGUAUAUUAUUUGAACAAAAAUUUUUGAUGAUAAUGAUAAAAACUCAAAUAUUAAAGUACAAAAAUUUAAUGACAUUUAAUAGUAUGUUGGUAUAACGAAACGCAAAGUGACGCCAUUUUGUUUGUAUUGUUAUUGUCGCGUAUUCAGUCAUCGUUUGUUGCUCUUGCAGUCGAGUUCGUUUUACGUACUCCUGUAAUUUGCGCAUUCAGUGACUACCAUGGCGUCCCCGAAGCCCUAUGCUUCCGUGUCUACCGAAGAGUCGAGCGAAGUGCGAGUGUCGGACUCUGAUGAGUCCCUGCUCGUUACGGGCUCCUCUUCUGGUGAAGUGUCGCCGGUUGUUAGUGCGCGAGUGUUGGACUCAAUAGAGCCGCUCGUGCAGGCAGCCCCAGUGUCGCCGGUCGUUAGUGCGCGAGUGUUGGACUCAAUAGAGCCGCUCGUGCCGGCAUCGGCAGUGAACGAACCUGCUGCUGGUCCUAGUGGGGUGGUUUUCCCUCGCGGGUCAACUCGCUCUAUUAUGGUACCAGCGAGCAGUAGUAGUAGUUCUGACGAAGAUGAUGUUGUGCCUGCGGUGCCCGCAUCCAGGCCUUCUGGAUCAUCGGGCCGAAGAGUCGGCUACUAUGCGCAGGAGAUCAGGGACAUGUGGAAUUGGAGACGUGUCUUUGAAGACUUGGGGACACACGAGCAGUGUGUCCAGUUUGCGGAGGACCGAGGCUUGGUGCCUACUUUGAAGAUGUGCACCCAGCACAAAGUCCCAAUGAAGGUGACAAAAGAGAAUGGGCAACUGGGCAGAUUUCGGUGCAGAAAGGCAGGGUGCCGCACUAAACCAGUCUCUCGAGCCAAGGGGACUUGGUUUGAGAACGCGCGCUUGGCCCUGGUCUUCAUUUUCCAGGUGAUGUACGCGUUCUCGCAGGACAUGAGUUACAACUCGACUAAAAAUGAGGUGUCUUCGAGGGACCAUGACACAGUCCUUUCGGACAGUACAAUUAAUGACUGGUUUAAUUACUGUCGCGAGGUGGUAACACAAUAUGAAAUUGACCACUACCAAAAUGCAGCAGGAAAGAUUGGCGGCCUUGACAAAGUUGUGCAGAUCGAUGAAUCAAAAUUUGGAAAACGCAAAUAUAAUAGGGGUCGCCAGAUAGAAGGACAUUGGGUCAUUGGAAUGAUCGAAGAUGGCAGUGACGACUUAAGGCUGGAGGUGUGUCCCGACAACUCAAGAACUGCGGAGGCACUGGUGCCACUAAUCCAAAAGCACGUUGAGGUAGGGUCAGUCAUACACACAGACUUUUGGAGGGCGUAUGACUGUUUGCCAGAAUAUGGCUACGUCCACAAAAAGGUAAACCAUAGUGACCCUACAAAUAAAUUUGUGGCACCAGACGGGACACAUACACAAAGAAUUGAAAGCCAAUGGCGAAAUUUAAAGAAGCGAUUUAGAUGUAAGCAAAAUAAAAAUGAUUUUGAGGACUGGAUGAUAGAGUCAGUAUGGAGGCGUAGGAUAUAUGUUAAUCAUUUAGACCCAUAUGAGGAAUUAAUUAAGGCAAUAAAGUAUGUUUUUAAAGACAAAUUGUAGUUUUAUUUUAGUUUUAGCAUUAGUUUAGUUUUAGCAUUAGUUUAGUUUUAAUUAGUAUAAUUAAUUGUGCAAUAAAUCUGAUUAUUUUCACAUAA